UUGACAAAAAUAGGACUUACCUACGGGAAAUAAAAAGGGGAAAUAUUUACAUCAUUUCAUUUCUCCAAUAUUUUCCUGUAAUACAAGGUGCUAAAGCAAUUGCUCUCAAGUUACAAAAAUAAUUAUUGCACCACUAAAAUAACUGAUGAGCAGAAGCCCAGUGUAUUUUGCUGCAGUGUUUAAUUGUUUUUAUUACCUUAUGUUUUCUUGCAGUGAUAUUAUCAUAUAUCAACCUUAUGAACGCACCCAAAUUAAGAAGAGUGAUAUCCGUUCUGAAGAUCAAUUGCUUCCAAAACCUCCUAAUAUCACAAUGAACCAGAACCAGAUACACUUGACAUUUCCAGCCGAACAUCCCUAUACUUCCCACAUAAACAAAUAUGCAAUGUUUCCUAAAUUCACUUCACCAGAUGAUCCAUACACUGGUGUGCGAGGUGGAAAUCAACAGCCCAUUACUCCGAAUAUGCCGGCAAGACCUUACACUAUGACUGUGAAUAAAAAAAUUAGAGGAUCUGCAUACAGGCACGAAAUCCAGGAAAUCCCCUUUGCAUCUCAACAGAAGGGUUUACACUGGCCCGGGGAAUAUGGAUUUUAUCAUUAUCCAAAAUCAGCUCCAGGAUAUUCCCAAAUGUACUACCCCACACCACCAAAGGCUAUAGCUCCGAACAAUUUGUUGCGGCCAAUGGAAGUUACCGUGACUGAGAGAACAGCUAAUAUACUGAAAAACAUAGAAAAAGCACAAUGGCUAUCCACAUACAUGCGGGAUUAUACAGGCAAUGGAUCAAUGAAUCCUAUUGAAUUGGAUGAUUACCAUGAAAAAGUAAUUGCAGAAUUGGCAGGAAGAAGCAACUAUUUCGAAUCAGAACUAGUGAGUAAAUUGUAAAUUCAAGCAUUUGUCAUUCAAGUGGCACUGUAAACUUUUACACACUAUUGUGUGUGCAUAAACAUAGAUAUACCUGAUCUCUGUAAACAAAUUGCUAUGUCCACUGUCCAGGUGCCAGCAUGCUAAGAACCAGCAUGCAUUUCUUGGAC
Molecule: messenger RNA, 1029 nt
Organism: Callorhinchus milii (elephant shark)
Lineage: Eukaryota; Metazoa; Chordata; Chondrichthyes; Chimaeriformes; Callorhinchidae
Exons: 6
Coding region: 146-880 (244 amino acids)
Cellular component (GO): centrosome
Source: RefSeq, a predicted model, not a curated record